This is a messenger RNA of Bemisia tabaci, 1361 nucleotides long. RefSeq lists its product as uncharacterized. NCBI's taxonomy places the organism in Eukaryota, Metazoa, Arthropoda, Insecta, Hemiptera, Aleyrodidae. The record is from RefSeq and is a predicted model, not a curated record.
UAACCUCCAAAGUACAAUUUUAAGUGCAUCCUCAGCCUCAGCCUUUGCACAUGGCGUGGCCGCAUGUUUUUCACCGAAUUUCCUUAAAUAUCAAUCUUUAAUGAUGCUGUAGUUCUUUAUUUAGUGUCUUUUCCAUCAAUUUUCAGGCAGCUUGCUGUACCAUCAAGUUUAAACCCAUCAGGAAAUCUGUAGCUUAGCUCAAAAUGGGCCUUCCAGCAGUCAGCAAAAAACAAGUGAAGAAGGAGAAGAAAUUGGGUGUCCUCAAUGGCAAAAUUGAAAAGAAGGGAAAAGAAAAGGGCAGCAUCACUAAAGGCAUCGAGGAAGUGAAGAAUAAAUUUAAUCAAGAAAAGAAGAAACAAAUCAAACAAGAACCAGGCUCCCCCAAUGCUGCGCCCAACAAGCAACCAAAAUUUGCAAAAUCUAUCAAACAAGAACCCGGUUCUCCUAACAAGAAGGUGAAAACAGAAGCUGCAGGUGUGCCAAAUAGUAAUAAUACUAAUGGUACAGGUGUAUCCAAGUUUGAGAAGAAAAAGAAUUUCAAGGUAAAUAAAGCGAAGAAUGCUAAUAAAAAUUCUGAGGCAGUUACCAAAGUUAGCGCAAGCCCAAAUGCAGGCAAAAAAACAAGGCGAGGCAAGAAAAAAGGAUCCAAAGCAGAAACCCCUGUAAAUGGAUCUCCCGCUGUAAAAGGCCCACAAAAACCAAAGGAGCCUUUGACAAAAGAACAGGAAGAGAAGAUCUUGCAAAGGAGAAAGGAGAAAAUUGAAGCUUGGCAAAACACAAUUGAUCUCAUUUUGUCACAGAAAAAAAUCCCGAAAGAUGAAGCUGACCUCAUUAGAAGAUCCAAGAAGUACGACAAGCUGCCACUAUGGAAAAAGAAUUAUGUUACAUGGGUAAAGACUGAGCCAAUGUAUAAAAAUGAAAAGUUUGGACCCCUAAUCAAGAAAGUGUACAAAGUUCUGAAAGGUGCUGAGCGCAAGGCUGCAAGGACCAAGAAAAAGACAAAACAAUCUGUGCCUGAGCAACCCCAACUGAAAGCCGCAAUUGAGCGAUGCGUCCAACUGACAUCAGAGGGCACGGAUGUUUCAGCAACGAAGCCUGUAGGAAAGAAAAACGCUGCCAAGCAGAAGAAAGUCAGCCAAGAAGAUUCUAAGCAAGAUGUCAAGAAGUUGACCGAGUCGAUAGGCAAGAAAAAGAAGGGCAAGCCCCAGGGAAAGAAAAAGCAGUGAAUUUCUGGAGUUGUUCAAGUUUUUUUAAUUUGCUGUGAUUUGAUAGGGUACUGCUCUACCCUUCAUUUUUUUAGUUUUUUGUGACUAAGAAUAAUUUUAUGCCUGUCUAAGAGAGAUUUUCUUUUUUAAUAUCAA